Molecule: messenger RNA, 2508 nt
Organism: Amphiprion ocellaris (clown anemonefish)
Lineage: Eukaryota; Metazoa; Chordata; Actinopteri; Pomacentridae
Gene: cxxc5a
Product: CXXC finger protein 5a
Exons: 4
Coding region: 588-1427 (279 amino acids)
Cellular component (GO): nucleus
Molecular function (GO): zinc ion binding; methyl-CpG binding
Source: RefSeq, a predicted model, not a curated record
AUGUUCCUCUCUGCAAGCGGGGAUGUAGAGGUGGGAUUGCGAGGACCGAGAAAGCUCGGGGAACCCACGCGUUCAGCCUCUGAGAAAGUACGCUUUUCCAAAAUAACUGACGGCGAAUAUUUUUUUUUUCUUUUCACAUUUGUCAUUAACAGACAGGCACUCUGUAGGAUUGUGUUGUCGGAGAAGAAGCUUUUUUCCCCCCCCUGCCCUUUUCUUUUUUUUGUCACCAUUCUGCACGGCAGGCUGAGAGACGGACCGCUCGGACUGUGGGAGCCCUCCCCUCUGCUCGGAUCUGCUUUGGAUGAAGUUAUCGCGGGGGUGAACCGGGUGCCUCUGUGGAUCCUGAAAUGUGUGACUGCAGACCAUAUGCUGUCUCCAGAUGGCUCGUGGAAGACCGUGGAUGAGGGCUGAGCUGUAGUGGGGGCAGAAGGCUUCUGGGCCUGCCUGUCGUCGACUGGCUGAUUCGUCCAUCGAGGUGAGGCCCUACUCUCACCGGGCCACAGAACGGACCGAGACAAGGUCCCUCCUCACUCACCCCUGCCCCCUUUCCACCCUCACCCCCUACCCAGGCACGUACGCUCUGGACCAUGUCUAGCGGACUGUCGGAGGGGGGCCAGACAGAGGACCUGGAGCGGAGUAGCUGCAAACAGGACUCUCCUGUUAUAGAGCGCAGGAACCGCAGUGGCAUCAUCAGCGCGCCCCUCAGUAAGAGCCUUAAGAACUCCCGUACCCUCUCCCAGUAUACAGCGGUCUCCUCUGCCACCACCAAUGGACACACGGACAAUAGUGGGACUAAGAGCCACUCGGCCAAGCCUCAGCCACCCCCGCAGCCCCAGCCCACUGUCUCCGCACUGACAGCAGCCAAGUUGGACCGGACCCUAGAACAGGUUCUGGAGGGACAGAAUGGCCUGCUGCACUUUGCCCAGGCAGCAGCACUGUUAAAGCGAGCCGGUAUGGAGCACAUGCUCCUGCCUGGGGGCAUGGGAGUGGGAGUUGGCGGUGGAGACGCAGGCUCGGGGGCUAGCGACUUGGAGGGUACGUCUGUCACGGACGCCGUAGGUGGUCCUGUUGACUUCCCAUAUGGAGUAGGGGGUGGCUUCCCCUUCAACCCGGGGCUUUUCAUCAUGACGCCGGCUGGAGUGUUUCUGGCGGACAGCGCACUACACAUGGCCGGCCUGGCCGAGUACCCAGCGCAGAGCGAGCUGGCCUCUGCUAUCAACUCCGGUAAAAAGAAGCGGAAACGUUGCGGUAUGUGCCCACCUUGCCGACGGCGGAUUAACUGCGAGCAGUGCAGCAGCUGCCGGAAUCGAAAAACAGGCCACCAGAUUUGCAAGUUUCGCAAAUGUGAGGAACUGAAGAAGAAGCCCUCUGCUGCUCUGGAGAAGGUGAUGCUUCCUACAGGAGCGGCGUUCCGGUGGUUCCAGUAGGAUUCCUCCUCCACUCCCUACCCAAAGCUCUGCCAUCAAGUGCAAUGCCAACUCCUGGAUUCUCUCCGGAACAGACACUGGCUAAUAAACAAACUCGCAACAAAUAAAAAUUACAGAAGAAAAAAAAAAAACAACAAAAACAAAAAAAAACAAACAAAGCAGAACAAAUACAAAAAAAAGAAAAAAAAGAAAAAAUCAGUCGGAUUAUGGAUGCACCUACUUAUUCCUUGAACCAAAAAUGAAGCGUAAAGAAAAGCAUCUAUGGCAACUUUCAUUCCCUUUUCUAUGUUUCCAUUUUGGUACCUUUUGUCCUUUUUCCCAGCAGGUUUUUUCUGUCGCUUAAACAUGGAACUGUUCAUUGCCAGAAACAGAAAUGACGGACUGAGUGUGGACAAUCAACUAAUUUCUGUGUUUGGUGUUAAUGUUGUUCAUGUGUGGAAAGAUACAGUACUUGUGUAGAGAAUGUAAAUUUACAGCUAUAUUUUAAAACUAGUGGCUAAUGGCAAACAUUAUUGUGAUUCUUCACCAUUAUGUUACUUAAACCCUUGUCUAUUUUAUGACUCAUUUUGUUGGAAGAGGAUAGUUUCCAGACAGAUCAGUGGUUGUCCCUUGGAAGACAGAAAAUGUUUCAAAUUGCGAUGCCGUCAAUUUCAGAUUGAAAUGAAACUGAACAAAAAAAGGUCACGUCAUUGGACAGAUCUCUAGAGACUUCUUCACUGGGUUGAAGAUGCUGUUCGCCAGAGCCGUCGCUACUGUAAUCUCCUCAAUCAGCCCUCCUCUGCAUUUCCAAACUUUUCCUUUUAGUGAAACUGGCAGCCUUAUGUUACUGUGGCCCUACUGAGCAUGUGCCAAUACUGCUCAGGGCAAUAGCACUAAGAGACAGCACUUGCUCUGAGUCUACCCUACUGAACGCACUGAGACAAGAUUGCAUUUUUUUUUUUUUUAAUCUGUUUAUUUGUUAUAUUUUCAUGAUUUUUUUUUUUUGUUAUGUUGCUGGGUAGCUACAGCUUUUAAAAAUAACCAAUCUUUGUAUUUGUUUAGAAAAUUGGACUGGUUUUGUGAAUAAAAAGGAAUGCAUGUA